CUUUUGCAUCACCCUCUAGGGCUGUUACCACCUGCCAGACACAGCCACAUCCUCCCACGGAGGAAACGCUCGGCUGCUUUUUGGGGUGGAGCAAUGCCUACACGGCAGCUUUUCUUGCUGAAGGAGGGAGGGAGAGGUGCUGUUGUCUCUGCUCUUACCGUUGUUCCCUCAAGAAUGCAAAAUUCUGGAGCAGGGAAUAAAGCGCCAAUUCUCACUGUCCUUGCCAAACCAGGGCUGCUUGGGCAGCUGUGGUGCUGCAUCAGUCAGCACCUCUGGGCUGAGCUAAUGCAUGGCACAAGGCACAAGAGGUGAAGGCCUUCCAAAACAAGCCUCUAUUGUUGUGACCUUUGUUUUGUGAUCAAAUCUCUCUGUGGUUGAUGAAAUCACAUCAAGAUGGUUGUGCUGGUUUUGUGUAAGGUGGUAUUUGUGUUUCCUCUGCCACCUCACAAUUUUCUCUGAUAUGUGCUGGCUGUGGCAGAGCACCACAGCACUCUGUGCUUAUGCUGAUGAGGCUGCUGCUCUCAUCAGGGUGUUUCAUAACCAGUUGGGUAUUUCUGUUCCUCAUGGGAUGCAUCCAGAAAAACCCUGCCUCCACUUCACUUUGGAGUACCCUGCUGCCUCCUGUGCUGCAGACACACCAUGCUUUCAGGUGGUCAUGUUACAGUUGCUCUGAGGAGCAUUGGCCAUCACUUUUCACUCUUGUUUUUCUCUCACUUCUCCCCGGGGAGACUGUGUCACAGAAAAUUGGUCAAGGUCACAUAGAGGGAAGUCAUUGCUUUUGUUAGACCAACUGAUAUAGAAGGUGGAAAAAAUAGAUAAGCCGUUGGGCACGUGAGCCCUUGUUGAAAGCAAUGCAGCGUGUCACCAUAGUGUCUGGUUUGUUGUGCCAUACCUGUCCAUCUCUGGACCAAAGAUGCAAUGCCAGGGUGACCUAACAAGACAGGACCCUGUCCCAAAUCUCAUGGCUCCGUUUUCCCUCACAGCCAGAGAACACCUACAGCCAUGUUGGGAACUCGUAAUCAUCUCUUGGGUUUGGAGACACCUUGAGAGCUGGGCUGCAGAGUCUGCUUGCACUGUGGUGGUGUUAGACAGGUGGGCCUUCAUGCCUGUUGACUCUGGCAGCUUUUUGCUUUUCCAAUCUGCAGUCUUUCUGCACUGGGCACCAAUUGUGCUGCAGCCAGAGCCCCCAAAACCACGUUCCUCUGGUAGGCUGAUGAGGUUUCAGUGGUAACCUCACUCUGUACCCUAUUGUUGGGGCAGGCUGUAUGUCCAAGGAUGUGACUUGGAAGUGAAGGUGGAAAUGCUGGACCUUCGCCCCACUGAUUAGAGCCCCACUGCUAAAGCUCUGUUGCAGCAAAUGGAACAAUGUGGUGAGCUGGAGUCCCCCAGCCCCUUGUGUCAUUUACAUAUGCCUCACCAGCACCAGAAGCACACACAGUAACCCGGGCUUGUGCAGCACUGCAGUCUGUCUUAAAACAACCUCCCUUCCUCUGCUCCUGGAUCCUACCAUGGUCCUGGGUUUCAUGCUCCUGCUGCUGGUGGGGACAGCAGGGUCAGCCUGCAGGGCCCAGCCGGUGCUGACCCAGCCAGCUGCCGUGCAGGUGCUGCCUGGGGAGACUGCCCGGCUGUCCUGUAUCCUCAGCCCCCAGUACAACAUCAGCGACUUUGGCAUCACCUGGUACCAGCAGCGCCCAGGGCAGGCCCUAAGGUACCUGCUCUACUACAACUCCGAGCGAGACAAGCACAAGCCUGCCAGGAUUCCUGACCGUUUCUCUGCUACCAAAGACCUUGCCCGCAACGCCUGCAUCCUCAUCAUUGCAGCCGCCCAGGAGGAAGACAACGGUCGCUAUUUCUGCUCAUUGCCCCUCACCACCAACUGGCUGUAGAAGCAGGGAGCAAAUAUGGUGCGAUGCUGCCAGCAGACAGAACGGCAGCUGUGGAAAGAAGGGACAAGGCCCCCCUGCCGGCUGAGGCUCUGGCGUAGUUUAAUAAUGAUAAUAAAUGUAAUAAGUACAAUAAAUGUAAUAAAGAUU
Phasianus colchicus (ring-necked pheasant) is the source of this 2033-nucleotide messenger RNA. The record is from RefSeq and is a predicted model, not a curated record. Lineage: Eukaryota; Metazoa; Chordata; Aves; Galliformes; Phasianidae.